This is a messenger RNA of Helicoverpa zea (corn earworm), 6176 nucleotides long. RefSeq lists its product as uncharacterized. The transcript is spliced from 2 exons. Gene Ontology annotation, molecular function: nucleic acid binding. NCBI's taxonomy places the organism in Eukaryota, Metazoa, Arthropoda, Insecta, Lepidoptera, Noctuidae. The coding region runs from base 676 to 5925 and encodes 1749 amino acids. The record is from RefSeq and is a predicted model, not a curated record. Gene Ontology annotation, biological process: DNA integration.
GAAUCGCAGCUAAAUUCGCUAAUUAUUUAGGUAGCCAACACUGCCGAAAAGCUUCUCCAAUCAGCGUGCUCCACAUCGCAAUUACACGCAAAUUUAUUUCGCCACUAUUGGUCGCAAUAUUGUUCCCUUACCCCACUGUCCUCGAAUAAUGUAACGCUUAGAAAAAUACAUCGCUGCAUAGCUUCUUACUGUACGCAUCUCUCUUUUAUUUCUCGCCAUAUUUCACCUACACUCAUCAUCAAAUCUAGCAAGCAGGCCACACAAUACGCUAACUUUCAAGUACUGGCGCAUCAAUCCGGUACAUGUGGUCCUUCGAGCCGGAUCCAAGUAUCAGCAUCCUACGGAAUACGUUCACCGCUGUGGCCGCUUUGCUAGCUCGAGAAGACUGGACUGGACUCAGGACUACCUGGAGGCUAAGCGCAAAAGGGAAUAGAUAACGGAUUGGGAGCUCAUCGGGCAUCACACGCACGCAAUCUGGUGGGACCAACCAUCCUUUCUUUUCUCCAUCACCUCCUUGUUCUCUUUGUGAUACCAGUGCUUCAACUGAUUUCAGUGCUCGCAUCAGUGUGCUGAACAAGUACAUUACGAGUGCGUACUUGUGGUCGUCGAUAUCGGUGCAGACGCGGUCUUCUGGCAUUCCAACCGUGAGUACUCCUAUUUUCACCGACCACCAAAAUGGCUACCGUAGAAAGUGCAAAGUCACGCGAUAAAUCUCCCCUAACAUUAGCUGUCGAUAGUGCUAAUUCUAAGUCUCGCGAUAGGUCCCCUAAUCUAGCAGUAGAUCAUAAUUUACUCCGAGAACUAGUGCGAAAACGUGGCAUCAUAAAGGGCAGACUCACCAAGUUCUCAAAUUAUUUAAAUUCAUUUGAAAAUAACGAUGACCUUUUUUCGUCCUCGCGCAUACGAAUUGAUUUAAAAUUACGCAUAAAAGGAGCUGCUAGUUUAUAUGCCGAGUUCAAUCAAGUUCAGGCUCAGAUAGAAGAAUGUGUAUCAGAUAGUGACAUGGCUGACCAGCUAGAUCAUAGAGAAGCGUUUGAAAAUUCUUAUUAUAGCAUAUUAGCCCAUGCGGAGUCCCUUCUGACCGAGACUGUUGAGGGCGAGGUUACAGACGCUAAACAUUGUUGUAGUGAACAACCGCAAUCCGUGAAACUUCCUACAAUAACACUGCCUAGCUUUGACGGUUCGUAUGAGCACUGGCUUGAAUUUCGCGACACUUUUCUCUCGCUGGUCCACAAUUCCAAACGCAUAAGUAAUAUCCAAAAAUUCCACUACUUAAAGUCCUCUCUAAAAGGUAAUGCCGAAUUAGUUGUUAACUCGGUGGAAUUUUCCUCGGACAACUAUAUUGUGGCGUGGGAACUACUACUAAAUAGGUUCAAUAACAACCGACUUUUAGUGCACAACCAUGUGAAGGCCUUGUUUAGCAUUGAUUCGUUGUCUAAAGAGUCGCCCGAUUCCCUUCGUAAACUUAUUGACACGAUACUUAAGAAUUUACGUGCACUUAAAAUCCUAGGCGAGCCUACCGAUCAGUGGGAUACGCUUAUUAACUACAUUAUAGUUUCCAAACUAGAUAAAACCACUGAGCGCGAGUGGGAGACACACAAAUGUUCACUGUUUCCGAGCGAUAAUAAUUCCAAACGCAUAAUUAAGGUUAAUGAGUUGAUUGGUUUCCUUAAAGACAGGGCGGAUAUGUUGGAAACCUUGCAGCUUUCACACAGCAAAGAACAAACUACUAGUACACUGAACGAAAAUAAAAAACAUAAAUCACAUUCACAUAAUACGUCACACUGCAAUGUUUCCACACACGUUAAGUCUAACGACAGUCGCACGCCUCGCUUUAAAAGGUCUUGUUUAAAAUGCAACGGCGCUCAUCCACUUUAUUCUUGCCAACAGUUUAUCGAUAGUGACUUAGACGCUAAAUUGAAAUUAAUUCGCGAUCACAAACUUUGUGAGAAUUGUUUACGUUCGGGACAUGCGCCUGAUAAGUGUAUGUUUGGGCCAUGUAGGAAGUGCAACCGUAAACAUAACUCAUUAAUUCAUAAUGACAGUAGCGAUGGUCUAGUCUCGCUCCAUUCGCAUAUUGUGACUAAUGAUCCUAACGCCAGUGGUGCAAGCGCAGGGCCGAGCGUCCCCGCUCCCUCGACUGGUAAACCGGUUCCUAUUCUCGUAAACAACUCACAUACGCAUAAUAAUAAAUAUAUAGAUGUGCACUCCGUGUUAUUGUCAACCGCAUUAGUCGAGGUAGCCGACGUUCACGGUGUUUAUCAUCAAGCUUGCGCGCUUCUUGACAGUGGUAGUCAGAGAUGCUUCAUAACUAAAUCGUUUUGCAAUAUACUUAACGUUACUACGUCACUGUCUAAUUACGAAGUUAGGGGUGUCGGUGAUUCAUUGUUACAAUGUUCGGAAACUUGUAGCGUUGAAGUUAAAUCGCGAGUCAAUAAUGAAUUCAAAACACGCAUAACUUGUUUUGUAUUGUCACAAAUAACUUCAACGAUGCCGGCCUUAUGUCAAAUAAACGCGCAGUUCUGUAUUCCAGACAACAUAAGACUAGCCGAUCCGUUAUUUUUUGAUUCUAAAAGUAUCGAUAUACUUAUAGGCGCAGAUAGGUUCUGGGACUUGUUAGCGGAAGGCAAAAUGAGGCUUCCCACCGGGCCUUAUCUGCAGAAUACCAAGUUAGGGUGGAUUAUUUCUGGCUCUGUUUACAAUACGCGAAAUGCAGGUCGUAUUCACUGUAACUUGAGUCAUUCGUUAGAUUCGCAACUACGCUUAUUUUGGGAGCUUGAGGAGCUGCCCAAACUCAGGGACACGCAGACUCAGGAAGAACGUAUGUGUGAGGACCAUUUCAUUCACACUACUACGCGUGAUAGUGAGGGACGGUUUCAUGUACGCAUUCCGUUUAAAGAGUCACCUGAUGUUUUAGGCGAAUCGUAUACGCAAGCUGAACGUAGAUUUUACGCCUUAGAAAAACGUUUACAGCGAUCUCCUGAUUAUAAAUUGUUAUAUACAAAUUUCAUGCAGGAAUACCUGGACUUAGGCCAUAUGAGUCCAGUUAGCAGCUAUGAACAUCCGUGCUAUUUCAUGCCGCAUCACGGCGUGUUUAGGGAGCACAGCACUACAACGAAGUUACGCGUCGUCUUCGAUGCUAGUGCUGCCUCGACAUCAGGUAAGUCACUCAACGACUUGCAAUUAGUUGGACCACCGAUACAAGGUGAUUUGGUAUCUAUUCUUGUACGUUUUCGGCAGCACAAGUUUGUCGUGUGUGCAGACGUUCAGAAAAUGUUUAGAAAUUGCUGGGUAGCAGAAGACCAACGCAAGUUGCAAAUGAUUUUGUGGCGUAAUGAUCCAUCGUUACCAUUGGGAGUAUAUCAAUUGAACACCGUUACCUACGGAACCGCAUCCGCACCGUUUCUUAGCGUUAGGUGUUUGAAACAGCUAGGUAUCGAAUCUUCUGACCCUGAAAUUCGGAGGGUAGUUACAGAAGAUUUUUACGUAGAUGAUUUGUUGACUGGCAAUGAUGACAGGCUUGUUUUACUGCAGUUAUGUAAGAAUAUUCAAAGCACAUUACAAGCGGGUUGUUUCCCCCUUCGCAAAUGGGUUUACAAUUUUCCAUGUCCCGAUACCGACUUAUUAGUAGAUAGUUCUAUCGAAAUAAAAUCUAACGAAAAUAUUAGCACUAAAACAUUAGGGUUAAGCUGGAAUAAUGUUGAUGAUACGUUUUAUUUUAACACUCAGAUUACUGCCAAUGAUAAACCUGUUACUAAAAGGUGUAUAUUAUCAAGCAUUUCACAAAUUUUCGAUCCACUUGGUUUGUUAAGUCCAACGAUUAUUAUCGCCAAGGUAUUGUUGCAGCAAUUAUGGCUUCUUAAAAUCGGUUGGGAUGACAUAGUUCCAUCUAAUGUCGCGCGGACGUGGAACCGGUUUGUUAUCUCUUUAGAAGCGCUCGACGCAAUCCGUGUUCCUCGCCACGCUAUAGGUAGUGAGCCUAUGUUUAUAGAAUUGCAUGUAUUUAGUGAUGCCUCACAGACAGCGUACGGCGCAUGCAUAUAUAUUCGUACAGUAAAUAAGGAUAACACAGUUACAGUUAGGCUUCUUUUCGCAAAGUCUAAGGUUGCGCCACUGAAACCUAUUAGUAUACCGCGUCUAGAGCUUUGCGGUGCUUUACUAGGUGCUAAAAUACUAGAUAAGAACAGGACGGUGGAGAUUCAUGAACUCACACAAGAUGUCCAGUGGCGCCACGUGAGGACUAAGGAGAAUCCGGCUGAUCUGGCUUCACGAGGUUCGAAGGUAGACGAACUUGCUUCUUCCAAAUUGUGGUGGGAAGGUCCAGAGUUUUUGAGAAGUGCUAUGUUCUCACUGGACGAUCACCAUGUCAUAGACGCAGAUGAAAAUCUUCCCGAAGUUAGGCCAGCUAUUUCUUCAUUCGUGACUCAUGAUGCUUCAACAUAUUUCUCGUUUAAUCGAUUUUCACAACUUAAGCGCAUGAAACGUGCGGUGGCGUAUGCGUUACGUUUCAUUCACAAUACCCGCAAUAAAAAUAAUAAACGCACGGGCAUCAUUAGCGUUGAUGAAUUGAAUGAGUCUCAAAUAGUUUUAAUACGGUGGUCACAGAUGGAAAGUUAUCCAACUGAAUAUAGUUUAUUAUCCAAUAGUUCGCAAUGUACAUUUAAAGGUAAUUUAGCUAAAUUAAAUUUAUUUUUAGACGACAAUAAAAUUAUUCGCGUAGGUGGGCGCUUAUGUGACUCGCAUGAAUUUAGUUACAAUAAAAAGCACCCUAUCUUAAUAUCAAGUAAGCAUUAUUUUUCUUUGCUACUGUUUCGUCAUGAGCAUUUACAGCUACUCCACGCUGGGCCUCAGGCAUUACUUUAUAAUUUACGCGAAACAUUUUGGCCUUUGGGGGGCAGGAGUUUAGCUAGACGUGUAGUGAAUGCUUGCGUUACUUGUAACCGUAUUAGGGGUAGAAUUCUUACGCCACAAAUGGGCAAUUUACCUAUGGAGAGGAUAACCGCUUCUUUUCCAUUUUAUCGUUGUGGCGUUGAUUAUUGCGGGCCAGUUCUUAUACUUAAUCGCAAAGGUCGCGGAGCUAGAACUUCUAAAGCCUAUAUUUGUUUGUUCGUUUGUUUAGUAACGCGGGCAAUACAUUUAGAGCUGGUCAGUGAUCUCACUUCUGAAGCAUAUCUGCUAUCACUCAAUAGGUUUAUUUCUCGGCGUGGAAAGCCGAUAGAAAUAUUUUCAGACAAUGGUCGAAACUUUGUUGGCUUGAUGAACGAUUUUAAGGAGUUUCUUGGUAGGUGUAGUUCUGAUUUAAUAGAAUAUGCAACUAGCCAGCAAAUAAAAUUUAAGUUCAUACCUCCAUAUUCGCCUCACUUUGGUGGUCUGUGGGAAGCAGGAGUAAAGUCUUGCAAAUUUCAUCUACGCCGUGUGGUAGGGAAUGCGCACCUUACUUUUGAAGAGUUAAGCACUGUCUUAUCACAAAUAGAAGCAGUCCUUAAUUCCCGACCAUUAUCCCCACUUUCUCCAGAUCCUAAAGACCUUUGUCCUCUCACUCCUGCCCACUUUCUGGUUGGUCGACCGCUAACUACUCCUGCUGGCGACGAUAUUAAUGACAUUCCUGCGCAUAGACUCAAACGUUACCAGAGGGUAGAACAAAUGCGCCAACAUUUCUGGACACGAUGGUCCAAAGAAUAUAUAAGUGAGUUGCAGGUGCGGACAAAGUGGACCGACAACAAGGCCGAGUUGAAGGAAGGCGCACUUGUCCUGAUAAAGGAUUCCAACCUGCCACCCUUGAAAUGGAGCAUGGGCCGAGUUCUUCGUACUAUCUCAGGCAAGGAUGGGAUUGCCAGAGUGGCUGAUCUACAAACAGCUUCGGGCGUGGUGCGACGGGCUUACGCAAAAAUUUGCCCUCUCCUGCAGGACGACCAAGACCAGUGAUGAUGUCGCAACUGGAACCUUUUGAAAGCGACUGCUUCCAAGGCCGCGGGCAUGUUCGGAAUCGCAGCUAAAUUCGCUAAUUAUUUAGGUAGCCAACACUGCCGAAAAGCUUCUCCAAUCAGCGUGCUCCACAUCGCAAUUACACGCAAAUUUAUUUCGCCACUAUUGGUCGCAAUAUUGUUCCCUUACCCCACUGUCCUCGAAUAAUGUAACGCUUAGAAAAAUACAUCGCUGCAUAGCUUCUUACUGUA